AUGACGCUUGUGAAUGAUAGGCCACAACCUGAAAGUGGCAUCGAGAUAUCGUUUCCGGAAUUGGACGGGAGAGAACCGACUGAGCAACUUGAUACGUUGAAAGAUAUGUUGGAGAAGGCGACGCGUUUGAAAGAGGGUGCGGUUAACUUUUUGAAGAUGAACAUGACGGACGGGGUACGCAGUCGCGUUGAGACUGAACUUGAACAAGCAAACAACAGGAUAGACGCGAUCAAUAAAGCGAUGGACUCAAUUAAUUCGCGACGGAAGAAGCCACUUGGGGCUCGUCUUCAAUCUCCAGUAGCUGGAAAGCGACGUCGUGAUCACGGGCAUUCACGACAAAGAGACGAUGGAGGCGGUAAGUCUUAUGAGGACUUCCGAACUGCCAAACAGCAAGCGAUAAAUCUCCUCAAAACGCUGCUUGCCUAUGCGCGCAACCCACUAUCCCCUGCUUCUGUACCACCUGCUUCUUCAUCUGUGGGACCACCACCACCAGCCACGGAAGCAGACCUGGAGAAGGCAAGGGUGGAGACGAUGAACCGGCUGAUCACGGUUCUACAACGCAACGUGCGCGUGCGCUUCGAAAUUAAUAUGGAAGAACUUGUCGCUGCGGUAUCGCCAUCCCUUGCAGACCAAGCGUCCGGGAGAGCACGAGCCACGGCAUACCGCCUGCUUAAGCAUUCUCUAGUAGAUCGCGACUCCGUCGAACGGCUGCUUGAACAUUCGCUUGACUGGUACAUCGUCAAGUCCCUAGCUCGCGACAACAAAUACGCAGGCGAGCGCGAGCAAGUCAUCAAGUUCAUACGUACAAUCAUCGAAGUAGGGUCCGAAAGACGCGCUUCACACAUGGCAGCAGGCAUGGGACGCGUACCGCUUUCAGAACCCGUCAUGCGUGCACUGAUCGCAGUGGCGGAGCAUCCGGAAGAUCCACUCCGGCAAAUUUGUUGCGAAACACUGGUAGAGAUCCUGCUGAUCGACGUGGACUUGAUGGCAUGGACGGGUGGCACCCGCGUACUGUUUCAGGCGUUAUCUGAGGGUCCUGUAGAGCUUAUUCCGUUGAUUGCCACGGCCUUCUUGUACAUCAUUGAUGCGCCAAAGACGAGGGUGUACAUGCAUCCGGGUACUGAUUUGGAGAUUGCGCUUUCUGGUAUUACAGAUGCCUACGGCAAAGGCAACGCUCAUGUGGAACGUAUGCAGAGUGCUGUAAAAGUCGCCUGCACAAUUCUACGGAGCUGGAGCGGUUUGAUGUAUCUUUGCUUGGAUGAUAUGCUAGCCGUGCGAACGUUAGUCAAUACACUUCGAAUACCUUCACUUGAUACUAGGGAGAUUAUUCUGGACAUGUUUUUUGAGCUUCUGAACAUCGAGACACCGGAAUGGUAUCAGACGUUCAUUGAUGGACGAAGAUUAACAAUGUACCGACGACAUCGGCCUAUGUCACACCCUUCGUCGAAAGCGAAAGAAAAUCCGGUUAAGAGUACAGAUAAGCUGAAGCUUGCCGACCAGUAUCUCGCGCUCUUGACCAUGGUCUUGACGAAGGCUGGUCUGUUGGAGGCCCUUAUCUCUAUGCUAGAGGAGACGACACUCGGUUCUAGCUUGACACGAAAAGCAACACUUUUGGUCGGCGAGAUACUUGAAAUCGCAAAUAAAGUGCUUCCGCUCAGUUCGGCUGCAAAGUUACAGACGAUUCCUCAGGUAUUUUCGUUGUCUGCAGAUUAUACAGAUGCAGAGCAUCGUAUCGUCGGGACGACCGCACUCGCUGCAAUAGACAGUUUCAAUCGCCAUAGGUCAAGAUUGCAACCUGCAAUUCCGAGUGUCAGGGACUCCAGACAACGAGCGAAUUCCGUUGAGGACCACGUCCGUCGUGGACAACGGCAAGUUGAACAAGUCAAGAUAAAACUAGCGAUGCAAAUGGACGACAAGACGUUUCAGGCGUCUAUCAUCGAAACUCAAGUUAUGCUAACGAGGGACUAUACGAAAUGGAAUUACGAUGUACUGUUAGACCUCAUUGAAGGCCCGUUACUCAACGCGAAACGGCUUGAGGAAGCGAUCAAAGUAUCAAAAUUCGUUAAACGCCUUAUGACUUUCUUCCAUCCGGAGAGUCGUCGUUUUUCGGAAAUUCCCAAGAAGCCGAAGACAAACCUGAAAUGGGUUAAGUUGGGCUGUACGUUGUUAACGACGCUGAUGGCAAAUCGUGAUGGUGUGAAGUUCCUUGAUACGGACGACGAGUUUCUCCCGCAGAUCGUGAAGGGACUUCGUCAAUUGGAUCCUCUCUAUGGACCAAACGCUGCACCAGACUAUGACCCUAUUUUCUCAAAGAAAAGAGUAGAAGAGACAUUAACGGCUGGGUACCUCGAGAUGCUUGGUACGCUUAGUAGGCACAAAGAAGGCCUUGAGCUUCUGGAGAAGCAUAAGGUGUUUACGUGCUUCUAUCGCAUGAGCGAACUACGUAGUCGAGAGGAUUUGAUGAAAGGAAUCAUCGAGAAUAUCGAUUAUACAAAUGACGGGCAUCCUCGUAUCGUGCUCUCAAAAGCACUAACAUCAAAUUACAAGCAUAUUCGCCUCUUCGCAACACGGCACCUCGGAAAACUCAUCCAAGCUAGUCCCACCGCGAACGCAUGGAUGCUGCGUCUGCUCCUGACACAACUAUACGAUCCCGACAGAAGUGUAUGCGAGCUUGCAGUGCAGCUGCUUGAAGAAGCGUGUGAAUCACACGACGUCCUCGAGAUUGUCGUGGAUAUGCAACCGACGCUUGAGCACUUGGGGGAAAUAGCGAAUACUUUGUUAUAUAAAUUCAUGUCGACACCUGUUGGGUUUCGCUAUUUGUAUGAGGUUGGCUUUAUUGAACGGGAGAUGGAUGCGUGGCUUCACGAACGUAACUUCAACUAUGUUAUUGAAGUCGAACUAUAUCUCUCCCGUGAACUUAAUUUCAACUCUACGGAGGAUGAUGAAGAAGCACCCGUGGAUACUUCAGUACCUCCCCACUUUUACGGAGAAUUAGCAAAGACCGACUCAGGCUGUCAAGUUUUGCAAGAGAAAGGACACUUUGCGGAGUUCGCGCACUUCAUACGGCAACAUGCAUUGGAGAGUGAUGACUUCGAGAUCAUCUUUAGAUUGAAGAGUGUUCUUUGGGCGGUUGGCAAUGUCGCAUCGGGAGUGGGAGGUCUGACCUUCCUUAUAGAGGAAGAAAUUCUCCCAGUCAUGCUAGAAAUUGCGGAAAGCUCGCCGAUAUUGUCGGUUAGGGGCACCUGUUUCUUUGCCUUGGGUUUGGUGUCGUCUACUGCGCAAGGAGCGGAAAUUUUGGAUGAUUAUGGUUGGGAAGCGACGCUUUCACCUCUUGGAGCUCCGACUGGGAUAUGUCUUCCCGAAGACUUAGAGGGAUUUCUGGCAAUUCCUCGAUGGACAGAUCCAGAGCCGACCAAGAAGCGUGGGGAGCUUGUGUCUCCGACGUCGCAGGAAGAAGUAGAUAUCUUGACCGCAAUCGGGAACUUAGCAAACACGGUUAUUGCUAACACUGCAUCUCGUUCCCUUGCUAAGAUGAAAUCGAAAGCCGAGUUCCGCAGCGUAUUCUCUUCACCAUCUCUAUAUUAUCGUGUCUUGCACAUGAUCUCGACUCAACGUUUCCGUCUGCCCGUGAGGCGGUACAUUCUUGACCUAUUCGACGUCCCACUUGACGCGAACGUCGUGCGAUCGCUAUCUGCUUACUCCAAAGCACUUGCAGAGACUGGUGCAAAACUCUCGCCGAACAAAACUCGUCCACGCUUACAACCACGUGUCAGCGUCUUCGGACGUCCAGCCCGGGGGCAGAACCCUAGGGAAAGCGAUGAUAGCGAGAGCAUGGACUCUUCGGAGGACGAAACGCAAGUAAAGAAACCACCUACUGAGCGACCUGUCAGCUUGAUGCCUGCGAAGAGGAUCUCGGGCUUUAAUGGUGUCGAUCAGGACGAGUUGGUGAAAGAGAAGGCGAGAGAGGUGGCUGCGAAGAAGGAACGUGAGUUGGAGAGGAUGAUUCAGCAGAAUCAGGGAACGGUACGUGCGAGGAGUAAGAGUGGAGGGAGUUGGAAGUUUAAGAAGGUUGUGACGGAGUCUGAUGAUGAUGAGUUUAUGAGCUGA
Messenger RNA from Fomitiporia mediterranea MF3/22, 4107 nucleotides. RefSeq lists its product as uncharacterized. The transcript has 24 exons. The record is from RefSeq and is a predicted model, not a curated record. Gene Ontology annotation, cellular component: TORC2 complex. Gene Ontology annotation, biological process: TORC2 signaling. Lineage: Eukaryota; Fungi; Basidiomycota; Agaricomycetes; Hymenochaetales; Hymenochaetaceae. The coding region runs from base 1 to 4107 and encodes 1368 amino acids.